Molecule: messenger RNA, 1329 nt
Organism: Penicilliopsis zonata CBS 506.65
Lineage: Eukaryota; Fungi; Ascomycota; Eurotiomycetes; Eurotiales; Aspergillaceae
Exons: 2
Coding region: 1-1329 (442 amino acids)
Biological process (GO): L-serine catabolic process; L-threonine catabolic process
Molecular function (GO): threonine deaminase activity; L-serine ammonia-lyase activity; pyridoxal phosphate binding
Source: RefSeq, a predicted model, not a curated record
AUGGGAAGCAUUUCUGCCUAUCCAGCCGACACGCUCCCGGCUCUCAAGAAGCCAUGGAUCGAGACGCCGCUGGUCGAAUCGGCCGCCCUCUCCCGCUUAGCCGGGUGUAGGAUGUUUCUCAAGCUGGAGAAUACCCAGCCGAGCGGAUCGUUCAAGUCCCGCGCCAUGGGCAACCAGAUCCUCUCCCACCUGGCCAACCCGGCGUACCGGGGCAGACCGAUUCACUUCUAUGCUUCGUCCGGUGGAAACGCAGGGCUAGCUGCUGUGUGUGCGGCACGGAGCCUGGGAUACCCAUGCACGGUGGUCGUUCCGGUCUCUACCAAGCCGCUCAUGGUGGAAAAGCUACGGUCAGCCGGUGCUGUGGACGUGAUUCGACACGGAGAGACGUUCGCGGAAGCCGGAAAAUACAUGAAGGAGGUGGUGAUGAUGAAUAAAUAUAGGCAUGCCUCCACCGAUGAAGAGGGGGAGGAAGAGGAAGCGGAAGCAGUGGUCAAGAUCGCCCUCCAUCCGUUCGACAAGGAGUCCAUCUGGGAAGGAAACAGCACGAUCAUCGACGAGCUGGAGAAACAGCUGCCACCGCCCCUCGGGGAAGAGGAGAGAGCCGCUUACAGCGAUCGUGCAAUGGCUGCCGAUGCUAUAAUCUGCAGCGUGGGCGGCGGGGGUCUUCUAAACGGGUUGAUCAUGGGUCUCGAGAGGAUCACACAUGCACAGACAAAAUCAACACCAAAGGCUCCGACGAGUACCUCAUACGACUCCGCUAUUAAUAUCCUCGCCAUCGAGACGGUAGGCACCGACUCGCUGGCUCUCGCUCUGGCCCAGAAGUCCCUCGUCUCUUUACCGAAAAUCACCUCCCAGGCCACUUCGCUUGGUGCCGUCUGCGUCUCGGAGCGGACCUUCUCAUAUGCCCUGUCACCUCCGGCGGGGAUUCGAGUCCAUAGUACCGUCUUGUCGGAUGCAGACGCCGCCAGGGGGGUUCUCAGACUGGCCGACAGCGAAAGGACGCUUGUUGAACUUGCAUGCGGCGUCUGCGUAGAAGCCGCGAUCGGCGAUUCAGCAGCAGCACCCAUGUCGGCAGGCCGUCGUGCACCUCCCGACGAGGGAUACGGCGACGACCGGUCCUCCUCUACGGAGAACGAGAUCGAGUCAGACCUGGACGCACAGGAUCCCCUGCCAGCUGCUGAUGCGGUGGCACUCACGUCGAAGCUGAGGCAGCUGGUGCCUGGUCUGGGCCCGCAAAGCAGAGUGGUCAUCAUUGUCUGUGGAGGGAGCAAUAUCACGAUCGAGAUGGCGGCGGAGUGGAGACAGAUGCUCGAACAGGGCUGGCAAUGA